Messenger RNA from Penicillium angulare, 2283 nucleotides. Its product is annotated as putative C6 transcription factor. The record is from RefSeq and is a predicted model, not a curated record. NCBI's taxonomy places the organism in Eukaryota, Fungi, Ascomycota, Eurotiomycetes, Eurotiales, Aspergillaceae. The coding region runs from base 1 to 2283 and encodes 760 amino acids. Gene Ontology annotation, biological process: DNA-templated transcription; regulation of DNA-templated transcription. Gene Ontology annotation, molecular function: zinc ion binding; DNA binding; DNA-binding transcription factor activity, RNA polymerase II-specific. The transcript has 4 exons.
AUGAGUGAUCGGGAUCCUUCGCGGCCGCCUAAUACCGAACUACCCCCUUCCAAUGUAGCAGAAAAUGAGUAUGCACCGUUCAACUACGACUGGUCUGUUCCGGGACCAUUUCCUAGUGGGCUUCCUUUCUCUACUGGGCUUGUCCAAGGCUCUGAAGAUCUCCCUGGGCCUAGCGCGGGAGAACGCUCUACAAAUGCGAAAGUCGCAAUUCCCCGCUCCGCGCAAAGUGUAUCAUGGACUAGCACAGGUCGGACCAGCAGAGCCUGCGAGAAUUGUCGCGAACAAAAGGCUAAAUGCAGUGGUCAUCAUCCCACUUGCAACAGGUGCAAGGAUGCCGGUAUCCGUUGCUCAUAUGGUGAUCGAAAACGGGAGAAAAUGAUCAAGCAGGUGAACAAUUUGAAAGCUCAGGUCCAAAGCUAUGAGGCUAUUCUACGUGAACUCUAUCCAAGGCUUGACUCUCCCUCGGCACAGUAUGUUGAUCAGGCUCUUAGUGGUCAAUUAGUCAGACCAUUAGGCUCCCCAGCGCUCCAAUCCGACCAACAAUCCGAACAACAAUAUUCCGACCAACAAUUCGAUGGAGCUGGUAUCUAUCAUCCCUUGGCGGCAAUCGACCACACCGAGGAAGAUUUUAACCGCGAUGAAAAGCAAGCGCUUGGGUUCGUUGGUGAACACUCGGAAAUGACCUGGCUGUACAGACUGAAGCGCGACCUGGGCAAAGAUAACCCGACACCUAUUGGCGAAACUCCCGAGCGACCUUCGAUAUCAUCCCUGAAUUACUUUCACGAGGAUAUACGAAUGUCCAAUCUCGAGGUCGUUGACGUUUUGGAAAGACCCUCCCAGUCCAGCGCCGACAAACUUGUCGACAUAUUUUUGGAAGUGAUACAUCCUGCAUUUCCUAUCAUUGGGAAAGAAAUAUUCCUGAGUCAGUAUCGAUCAUUCUACUCAAAUCCAACCCUUCGCCCAGGGAAACGAUGGAUGGCAAUCUUGAACUUGGUAUUUGCUCUCGCGGCCAAACACUCGCUUCUUGUCAACGAACAACCGGUGGAUGAUGAUCUUGGUAAUCCUUCCACAUAUUUUUCGCGAGCGUGGCGACUCUGCCUAGGCAACGUCGCGCUGUUGGAUCAUCCUAAUCUUCAACAAGUGCAAUUUGAGGGCCUGGCAUCGUUUUAUCUUCUGGCUACGGGUCAAGUCAAUAGGUCUUGGCGAAUGAUUGGAAUCGGGAUUCGGUCGGCCGUAGCCAUGGGUCUGAAUCUUCGCAGUGAGAGUGGUGAUAUUUCCCAUAUAUCGAGGGAAACCAGAUACCGUGUUUGGUGGGCAUUAUUCAUGUUGGAUACCCUACUAUGUGUGAUGAUUGGUCGUCCUCCUAGCACGGGUACUCAGUUCUGCACAACACCCCUACCUCUACCCUUCAUCGAGGAAGACUUCGGGGAUGAAGGUGUCAAACAAAUUAUAAUGGAUUACAACGCCCGACAGGAUUUACUUAAGUCGCUUCUGUCGCAGGUUGACUUUUGGUCUGAGCUCAGUGAUUAUAGUUCAGAUCCCUCACCGCCGUCAAGCUUUGGGCCUGGGAAAGGAAAGCAAAGCACACUGGCAUCUGCUCAGUCAAAAAUCGACAAUCUCGCCCCCAAUACAUCUCUCUAUUUCUUAUACGGAGUGGACUUGGCGUUUCUUAUGCGGAAAGCUAUUGAAACCCUAUACGCGCCUGGAGCAACGCGACGCUCAUGGCUGGAGAUGGAAAAUGCAAUGGCUACCUUCAAUAAUAGUGCUGACGUAUGGCUCUUUCGGCUGCCAUUAGAGUAUCGCUUCGCACAACUUGGUGCAGAUCCAUCGUUCGCGGCCCAGCGCACCGGCUUGGCUUUCCACUUUUAUACGACUAAACUCGUCAUCACACAACCCUGUCUGCGCCGCCUCGCUUAUCAACCCUCUGGUGAAACGACACCAGGGCCCCUCUGUCAUACAAUGGCAUCGAUAUGCGUACAGGUGGCCCGUGAUAUGUUUUCACUUCUUCCGGAUGAGACGGACAUUUGCUUGUUAUACCAGGUCUCGCCCUGGUGGGGCGUUCUGCAUCAUAUGAUGCAGUCAACCACUAUUAUAUUAGUUGAGCUUUUCACCCGUACGAGUCCGGGUACAAUGGAAGCUGCCGGGCUCAUCGGGGAUAUUAAAAAAGCAAUUCGUUGGCUACGCGAAAUGGCUACCAGAGAUACUUCCUCCCUGAGAGCCUGGUCUGUCUGUAUGGAACUUCUCUCGCAGCAUGGGCUCAAGUUUGCCUUGUAUGUCGAUUGA